CGAAGCGCCGGACUCGGAGGGGCGAGGGAACGCGCGGGGAAGAAGUUCCGAGAAGGCACCGGGCAGCCAUGGAGGAAAGCGGGGUGCCCCGGAGCAUCUGGGAUGGAGACGCCAAAGCCGUCCAGCAGUGCCUGACGGACAUUUUCACCAGCGUGUACACCACCUGCGACAUCCCGGAGAAUGCCAUUUUUGGCCCCUGCGUGCUCAGCCACACCUCGCUCUACGACAGCAUUGCUUUUGUCGCGCUCAAGUCUACUGACAAGAGGACUGUCCCCUAUAUAUUCCGGGUGGACACCUCGGCCGCCAACGGGUCCUCCGAAGGCUUGAUGUGGCUUCGCCUGGUCCAGUCGGCCCGGGACAAAGAGGAGCAGAACCUGGAAGCCUACAUCAAGAACGGACAGUUGUUUUACCGCUCCCUGCGGAGAAUCGGCAAAGACGAGGAGUUACUGGUGUGGUACGGGAAGGAACUGACCGAGCUGCUGCUGCUGAGCCCCGUGAGGUCCCAGAGCAAGAUGAAGGGUUCGUCCCCGCACGCCUGCCUGGAGUGUGGCCAGCGCUUCCAGUUCGAGUUCCCGUACGUGGCGCACCUGCGGUUCCGCUGCCCCAAGAGGCUGCACGGGGCAGACAGCAGCCCAGCCGACGACUCCAGCCCCAAGGAGCACGAGGGCGCCAGCAAGUUCCACGGCAAGCCCGGCGGGGGCCAGCCGCAGAUCCAGCCGCCCGCGCCCCCCCACC
Molecule: messenger RNA, 735 nt
Organism: Python bivittatus (Burmese python)
Lineage: Eukaryota; Metazoa; Chordata; Lepidosauria; Squamata; Pythonidae
Gene: PRDM8
Product: PR/SET domain 8
Biological process (GO): regulation of DNA-templated transcription; oligodendrocyte development
Cellular component (GO): nucleus
Molecular function (GO): protein binding
Source: RefSeq, a predicted model, not a curated record